Emiliania huxleyi CCMP1516 is the source of this 606-nucleotide messenger RNA. RefSeq lists its product as hypothetical. Lineage: Eukaryota; Haptophyta; Isochrysidales; Noelaerhabdaceae. The record is from RefSeq and is a predicted model, not a curated record. The transcript has a single exon. The coding region runs from base 1 to 606 and encodes 201 amino acids.
AUGGACGCCGCCGGCGCCCUGGACUACGUCAACGCGCAUCCUGUGCUGAGUCGCUGCAAGGUGGCGCUCUUCCCAUUCUGCGUGGCGGGGCAGGCGAUGCUCAAGGCGAACGCACUGCACCCUGAAAAGUUCAAGAACGUCGUCGCCAUGGUCGCGACAAACCUGUUCACGCUGAAGAAUAUGUACCUCGAGAACCCGGCCUUCCACACCUUCUUCAUGAGCGGCGGCGGGAGCUUCCAGUACAUCAACGAGGAGACAUUGGACAGCGCGCUGCGCGCAAAGCACGCGCAGUACAUCGCCGCAGGCACGAUUCAGGAGGACCCGAACAUCGACCUGUGCGUCAAGCAGUUGUGCGCGACGACGUACGCUUCGAAGGUCAAGGUCCCGGUCCUGUAUUGCACCCCCCUUGAGGACUUCGUGCCCAACCAGCGCGUCGACGCACCCGAGAUCCUCAAGUCAUUCCCGAACUGCGAAUUCCACGCCAUCGGGACCAGCGCGCCCCCGCCCUUCAGGACCUCCACGAACAAUCGGUCGCAGGGCUACAACUACUUCCAGAACGAGGGAUCGGAGGUCAUGCUCGACUUCCUCCACCGGAACGGGCUGUGA